Molecule: messenger RNA, 2914 nt
Organism: Leptomonas pyrrhocoris
Lineage: Eukaryota; Euglenozoa; Kinetoplastea; Trypanosomatida; Trypanosomatidae
Exons: 1
Coding region: 299-2914 (871 amino acids)
Cellular component (GO): RQC complex
Source: RefSeq, a predicted model, not a curated record
GUGCAGAGAUCCAAAACACACACCGGAACAAGGCUGCGUGACAAGCGGGUAUUCAAUCGCCCUCUCUUUCUUCGUCUUUUUGUUUUUUUGCGGUAGGAGUUGGAGGCAUCGCCGGUCAUUCCCGGUGGUCAUCAUCUACAUUAUUAUUAUCUUUUCUAUAUACAUUGCCGUCGCUUCUCUGCCUGUACGCCUUUUCACAGUGCGUCAACUCCGUUUCUCCCUCCCUCCCAUUUCAACCCGUGGUGGAUCAUCGGCCGUGGCGGAGUACGCAGACGAAGGCACCAACACCGACAUAAACAUGUCGUCGCGCCAGAUGCGCCGGCUGCAGGACUUGGUGAGCCGCGCUACCGGUCUCGACGCCGCGGAGGAGGAGGAGGAGGCAGACGAGUGGGCGGUGCCGAGCACCACGCAGCCGACCAAGCCCGCGCAUCGGCACCACGACAAAAAGAAAGCGAAGAAGGAAAAGGCGGAGGAGAAGGCGGAGGGGAAGGAGGCACCCGCUGCGAAGUCGUCAUCCGACCCCGUUUCUUCUACCAGCGGCCAAACAAAGAAAUCGAAGAAGUCCGAGAAGUACCCAUCACAGGAGCCAGCAGCAGCAGGGGCGGCAGCCAGCUCCAGUUCUCCGACCGCAGAUGAUUGGGAAGAGGUGGGGGAGGAUGAUGAGGUGAACAUCAACGCAGCGCCAGCCACAAAGGACAGCACCACCCACAAGAAGAAAAACGCACGCGCCGACGAGGAGGCCGAGGAGGAGAAGAACCGCAAGAAGGAGGAGCGGCGGAAGCUGCGGCAGCAACAGCGGCGACAGAAACAAGCGGAGGAGGAUGCGCUGCUGGACGCCGUCCUCGCCAACCAGGCCGACUCCCACAACGCCGCAAAGGCGGUGGAAGGCGAGCUCAACUGCAACUACAGCAGUAGCGCACCGGGGUCGCCCAACACCACCAACGCCGCACCGCCGCACACCCACUCACACGCCGAAGCCAACGCCACGGGCGAUGCUACGAGUUCUCUGCAGUACUUCGUGAUGGCCUGCGACGCGCAGCAGCUGGACACGCGACUCGAGCGAAUUCGCAUGUUUGGCGCCGACGCUGUCGAGGACGUCGGGGACGGCCGCACGCCGCACCGCCGCGCCGACGGCAGAGUCCGCGACACCGGCAGCGUCUCCUUCUUCCCUGCGCAUCACAUGCACGUGAACUUCAUGCGCAGCGCCUUCGCGACACCCAACCGCCUUCGCUGGAUCCCGUACGACUCCCUCGGGGUGUACCUGACGACGGAGGAAGGCCGCGGCACGCAGAGGAGGACGAGGCGCGAGUACACGCUGAACUGUGAUUCCAACGCAUUCCAGCGUGCACUGGCGCAGCUCGGGGCGUGUCAGGACCGCAUGGGCGGUGUGCAGGACCUCGUGGAGUGUCUGGCACGGAACAAGGUUUACCACAUCCCCACGCUGCUGCAGUGCGUCUACGCGAUGGAGGCAACGGGGGAGAGCGCGUUUGCCGGGGAGCUGCUCGACGUCGCACUCUACCAAGUUGGUGUGAUCCUGCGACGCGUUGCGCUGUCCGGGACGUGGGCGCAGCGCCGGCUGCCGGUGACGCGGGGCGGCAACGCGCUCAUCUUUCAGGUCCUGCAGCGUGGCGUGCACGCGGCGCUGAAACGGGGCUGCCUGCGGACCGCUUUCGAACGUACGCGGUGCGUGCUCUCGCUCGACGAGCGCGACCCGUGCGGGAUGCUGCUGCUUCUGGACUACACCGCCCUGCGGGCAAAGCGGUGGAUGUGGCUGCUAGAGAUGCGGCAUCGGGUGCGCACGUCCGCCGGCAACACGCAGGACAUCUCGCUGGAGCGCUCCAUCAAGGCACUGCCGAACUACGCGUUUAGCUGGGCAUUGGCGAAGCACUUUAUCGAGCGAGAGGAGAGACGGCAGGGCGGCGGCGACGGUGGCGGAGGCAACGGUCGUCCUUCGAAGGUGCUUCGUGGCAUCACCGACGCGCAACGCGAGGUCCUCGCCUCCACCCCGGCUGCAGUGGAACUGCUCACCUUCGCCCUCACCCGCUUCCCCCACGCCGCGGUGUGUCUCGUGAAGGCGCUGGGCGGUGUGGAGGUGGUGUGUGGUGGGGCCAGCGGCGGCGGCACGAGCACCAGCGAUGACGACGUGCUACCCGUCGCCGACUGCUCUGUGUGGUUCGAUGGCGUCUUGACGAGGGCGGCGGAGGAGAUCAGCGACGAGGCGCUUCAGCAGCGACGCCUCGCCGAGCUUUUCGUCGCACGGCACGAGGAACUGUGGAAGCUGACGGAGUGCAUCUCGCUGCUGCGGGCGGCAGUACGGUCGUUGGUGUACGAGUCCAAGACAGCGUCCGGCACGGACAUCCCCGCCUCGCCCCUCACUCGCAACUCGCCCCUGUUGGACCCCUACGCGUACCUCGACCUCACCCAGGAGGCCGUGUUGGGCGUCAGCGUGGCGCCGAUCCCGGCAGAUCUGCUGCGACCCGACGCUGCGGACCUCGGGAUGGGUGGUGGUGACGGGGAAGGCGACGGCGGUGAUAUGCUGCGCGUCGACCCGGCCAUGGCGCAGGAGUUGCUGCGCAUGGUGCGGCAGAACAUCGAAGACGGCGUCGAGGACGAGGCGACGCAGCGGUACCUGCAGCAACUCGAAGAAGAACUCGGCGAGCGUCUGCGAAGGGGCCGUCCAGUCGGAGAAGAGGCAGGUGGGCUCGACGCGCUGCGUGGAAACCGCCAGCACCACCAUCCCAAUAACAACAUCAUGGCGGGCGACGCGGCUGGGGAACUGGACUGGUACGACUACGAUGACGAAGAGGCCGAGGAUGUGGAGGCGCAGGAGUGGUACAGCGUGGCGAGCGGCGAAGACCGCGACAACGACGACGACGCUGACGUGGAGAGGCAGCGGCGCGGUGGUACGCAGUGA